AUGACUUUCAUCUUCACAUCUUACUUCGAACGGUUUCCCCACUUCGACCACCAGCCUCGUCAGAGCAUCCGUAUAGAGUUCACUCGCCUCGCAAAAACCCAUAAGUGGGAUUCUGAAGAGACAAAGCGCGAGAGGGUAAACUGCUACAAUGAAGAACUGGAAGGCCAUUUCCACCGCCUCAGCAUCACCGACCAGCUUGGAAGCCUCAAGCACCUCUGCAGUGAGCUCGAUGUCAAGCCACGUAACACUGUUGAUGGAUGCAGAAAGAUCCUGAGGUACACCCAUGUCAACCUUGUCGACCUUAUGGAUGCUCGCCGCGACGAGAACACGAAGGUCAAGAAGUUCAAGACUUACAAGGAGCUUAGAGACUACAGCCACAAGACUAAGAAGUUCUACCCCCUGGACGAGACUAAGGGCGAGACUAUCGAGGUCCCUCUGAGAAAGCUCAAGACACCCAAGAUAUAG
Aureobasidium melanogenum CBS 110374 is the source of this 465-nucleotide messenger RNA. RefSeq lists its product as uncharacterized. Bases 1 to 465 code for a protein of 154 amino acids. The transcript has 2 exons. The record is from RefSeq and is a predicted model, not a curated record. NCBI's taxonomy places the organism in Eukaryota, Fungi, Ascomycota, Dothideomycetes, Dothideales, Saccotheciaceae.